Amaranthus tricolor (Joseph's coat) is the source of this 2348-nucleotide messenger RNA. RefSeq lists its product as uncharacterized. NCBI's taxonomy places the organism in Eukaryota, Viridiplantae, Streptophyta, Magnoliopsida, Caryophyllales, Amaranthaceae. The record is from RefSeq and is a predicted model, not a curated record. Bases 1138 to 1590 code for a protein of 150 amino acids. The transcript has 2 exons.
UUUAUUUCGUCAUCUGUACAUAAAGUGAAUUACCUCCACUGCUCGAUCAAUACAAUUUGCUUAAUUCGUUAUCUGCAAUUACUCAUGUAGGAUCAUCUAUAAACAACUCUGUUUUUAUUGUUCUUGACGCAUAAUUGGGCUACUCUACUUCAGCAAUUCAUCAUCUACAACUACCAAAAUCAGGAAACCCUGAGAGUAGUAUCUUGUUCCCGAAAGAGAUGUUGAAGAUGAACGAACGCAUGGAAGAGGGGUACUCCACACAAAGGCCACCCAUGUUUGAUGGAAAAUUCUAUACUUACUGGAAAAAUAGGAUGGAAAUCUUCAUUAAGGCCGAAAAUUAUCAAGUUUGGAGAGUUAUUGAAAUUGGAGACUUUGAGGUGACGACCAUCAACUCCAAUAACGAAACUAUUCCUAAACCAAUCAUUGAAUACGAGAAAGAAGAUUUUCAAAAGAUGGAGAUGAACGCUCUUGCUAUAAAUUACUUGACUGUGGUCUUAGACCAAAUGAACAUAAUCGAAUUAUGGAUUGUAAAACUGUCAAGCAGAUUUGGGACCUGCUGGAAGUUACCCAUGAAGGAACAAGUGAAGUGAAACGCUCCAAGAUAGACUUGCUGAUGUCCAAAUAUGAAAGGUUCGUCAUAGAACCUAGGGAAAACAUCCAAGAGAUGUUCACCAGGUUCACAAAUAUAACAAACGAACUUGUUUCUCUUGGUAAGAUUAUUCUCGUUGAUGAACAAGUCAGGAAAAUAUACUUAGGAGUCUUCCUCAAGAUGAGCGCUGGAGAGCCAAGGUUACAGCCAUGCAGGAGUCUAAAGAUUUCACUAAGUUUAAUCUGGAAGAGCUGGUUGGUUCGCUCAUGACACACGAAUUGCAUUUGGGAACAGCAGACAGUUCCCGAAAUAAAGGCCUGGCUCUGGCAGCAAAUGAUUAUGAAGAAUCAGAAACUGAUGAAGAGGAAGCUGCUAUGCUAACACGAAAAUUCAAAAAGUUCUUCAGGAACAUCAGAUAUGGAAAUCGAAGAAAUAAUAAAGAAAGAGGAACUGCUAACAUGAAGACAAGUUUUGAAUGCCACAAAUGUGGAAGUACCGACCACUUCAUCAAGGAUUGCCCUCAAUGAAAGAAUGAUAAAGGCAAGGGAAUGGCAAGAAAAACUGGAAGACAACCUAAGAAAGGAAACUUCAAAACGGACUUUCGCAAAGCCAUGAUUGCAGCAUGGGGUGAUACCGAAAGCGAAGCUGAAACAGAAGUUCCAGUAGAAGAAGAAACUGCAAAUCUGUGUCUCAUGGUAUCUCAUCACAGCAAGGAUGAAGAGUCUAAGGAAAAGGAGGUAAUGUCUUCUAGUUCAUUUCCUAAACACCUAUUUAAAUUCAACAAGUAUAAAUUAAUUAAGUUGCUCUUGGAGACACAAGAGAAAUUAGAUGAACAGAAUACUAAAUGUCUCCAAAUUGAAAAAGACCUUAACUCAAGUAAAGAUCACGUCUCCUACCUAAAUUCCUUCAAGAUCGAUGUGCAAAGUAGAAUUUUUAAUUUGCUAGAUCAGAAUAUUAUUUUAAAAGAAACAUUGGAAAAAAUGAAGCUUUAUUAUUCUUAAUGUUGAAAUAAAUCAAUAUAAAUUGCUAGGAUUAAAAAGGGACGUAAAUGAUAUAUCCUCUCACGUGUUUAGCACUGAAUUUCAAAAGAUGAAAUUAAACUUAGAAUCCUGUGAAAUAGAGAAUGAAAAACUGAAAGAUAAAUUAAAUUUAAGAGAAAAAGGGAAAAUCAAUGAAGUUCCCAAAUGGAUUCUAGAUGCUAAAACAAAGAGUAAAGAAGGCCUAGGUUAUGUUAAGAAUAAUAAAAAGAAAAAGGUCUAUGUAGAUCUCCCCAAUAGUAAAAUCUGUUCCUUUUGUGGAAAAAGUGGACACCUGAAAUCUCAGUGUACAAAAAGGGAACAGUAUAACAAAGCAAAUAAAACCUAUGUCGAACGCAUAUGGAUUAAAAAAAAGGAUUCAUGUAUAAUCGACAGGGAACCCAAGGAUAACUGGGUUCCUGAUCUUAACCAUUAGUUUGUUUUGCAGGUUCCAGUGAGGGGGAACAACUCAUGGUAUCUGGACAGUGGGUGUUCCAAACACAUGACAGGCGAUAAAUCAAGAUUUCUCUCACUGGAAACUUACGAUGGGGGAACAGUAACCUUCGGUGACAAUUAGAAAGGCGAAAUAAUAGCUAAAGGAAAAGUAGGAAAGUCAAGUUCCCAUGCCAUUGACAAUGUAUUUUUAGUCGAGAAUUUAAAAUACAAUCUACUAAGUAUUUCUCAAUUUUGUGAUAAAGGUAACUCUGUUAAGUUUACUUUUGAAUGAUGCAUAAUUUCUAGGA